AUGUCAUCGAUUUUGGCCUGGGCCUCGCGCCGCGUCGGCGGCUUGGCCAUGCUGGGCUUGUUGGGUUUGAGUUACUGGGUUAUCUCAAAGGAAUCAGCUGCUUCUGCACACAACUAUUUGCACGAGGAUAGCCUUAGCUCUUCGACUUCGACUACCAAAGGCGCUGGCAUUUGGACCGAAAUCUACGCCUACUACUGCUUGUUUAUCCACAUCCUCGUCUUCGCUUUCCCUCUCCGAUGCUGCUGGGCUGUCUUUGACAUGACCCGCCAGCUGAAGAAGAUCGCUCGCAACAGGACCCUCAGAGACUAUAGACUCUCCCACCGCCGCCGUGGUUCCUCGACCUCCUUAUCCAGCUCGGAGACCCUCACGUCCUCCCACGGUGGUUCUGCGUCUAGCAGUGAAGCUGGCGACAUGGAGCCCGAACUAUACACCGAUGGUGAUGCUGAACCCGACCGCGUCAUCCACGCUAUUAUCGUUCCCAACUACAAGGAGGAGAUGGAUACCCUGAAGGAGACUCUCGAGGUGCUGGCUUCGCACCCCCAAGCUCGCAGCUGCUACGAUGUCUACUUGGGAAUGGAACAACGCGAGCCCAAUGUCGAGCUCAAGGCCAUGACCCUCAUUCAGGAGUUCGUCAAGAAGUUCCGCAGCAUCGACUACACCAUCCAUCCGUCCGACAUCCCAGGUGAAUCCGCUGGCAAGGGAAGUAACGUGGCAUGGGCUGCCCGCAAAUUGAGCCAAAAAUAUUCAAUGACCACCCGCAAGGAUGUGAUCAUUACGGGUCUUGACGCCGACAGCCACCUCUCAUCCAACUUCUUCGCUUUACUGACUACCAUGCACCUGGCCUAUCCCGAAACAGCAAAGACCACCAUGUACGCGGCUCCAAUCAUCUUCGACCGCAACGCCCACAGUGUUCCCGCCAUUGUCCGUGUCGCCGACAUCCUUUGGGGUGCUGGUGGUAUGUCGGGACUGUACUCCGGAUCUACAAUCGCGCCUCCCACCUCCGUCUACUCCGUGCCCUUGGAACUUGUUGACCGCGUCGGCGGCUGGGACUGCGAUAACGAGGCUAUUGGAGAAGAUUUGCACAUGUACCUCAAGUGCUUCUUCGCGCUGAACGGCAACUUGACCGUCAGGACUGUCGUCAGCCCCGUCAGUCAGAGCAACGUCUGUGGCGAUGGCUCCAAGGGUCUCCGCGGUAUCUACUCGGACAUGCAGGCUCGUUACAAGCAGGCAAUGAGACAUAUGUGGGGUGCUCUCGAUUCCGGAUAUGCGCUCCGAAAGGUUGUCGAACUCUGGCAGGAAAGGAAGCACACCUCUCGCGCUUUCCGUCCGCUUCACAACUCCAUGGGCGACGCCUCUGACGUCUACGUCCCCGAGACGCAGCUGGACCAACAGGAUCCCGAACAGCCCAGAGAGAGCGGUGUUUUCUCCGACGUCACCCACGAUACACUGCAGUCUCCCAACUGGGAACGCAUCGUCUACCUGUUCCACCGUCUCUUCGAGGCGCACUUCCUUCCCCUUCAGAUGACCAUUUUCGUAAUUUCCUCUACUCUUUACGUGUGGGUCACGGAGGGCAACAAGGAAGUUGCUCACCUCAGCUGGAUCUUCGACGUUUGCAACAUUCUGCGCACUUUCGGUUUCAUGGAAAUUGCGCUCUACCUCUUCUUGUAUGAGAGCUUCCACCGCAUCUGCGUCAAGUCCCGUCAACGUGAGAUGACCGAGGCUGGUCUGUCUGAAGGCAUGAACUUCUCUUACCGCAACGUCAAGAAGAACUUCAUUGACUACGCAAUGGUUCCGCUCGUCGCCCCUCUCUACGGUGCCAUUCCUUGCGCCCAGGCACAGUUGUGCCAUUUCUGGACGCUAGACUUGGUCUACUCCGUCAGCAAAAAGGUUACCCGGCAAAGAGCGAAAUCCCUCACGGCAGCCGAAAUCGCGUAA
This is a messenger RNA of Colletotrichum paranaense, 1935 nucleotides long. RefSeq lists its product as uncharacterized. The coding region runs from base 1 to 1935 and encodes 644 amino acids. The transcript has 3 exons. The record is from RefSeq and is a predicted model, not a curated record. Lineage: Eukaryota; Fungi; Ascomycota; Sordariomycetes; Glomerellales; Glomerellaceae.